Molecule: messenger RNA, 567 nt
Organism: Cheilinus undulatus (humphead wrasse)
Lineage: Eukaryota; Metazoa; Chordata; Actinopteri; Labriformes; Labridae
Product: protein pitchfork-like
Exons: 5
Coding region: 1-567 (188 amino acids)
Biological process (GO): regulation of cell projection organization
Cellular component (GO): ciliary basal body
Molecular function (GO): cytoskeletal protein binding
Source: RefSeq, a predicted model, not a curated record
AUGUCAGAAGCUCCUGCUCGAAGAGUAUUUUUCGGCAGCACUCAGGAGAGAAAACUUCUCCCCCUCUUUUAUCCGCCAGACCGGCUGGGAAAUCAAGUGUUACGACCGGAAGCGCCACUUAUCGGCCCUGGCCGCUAUGACAACCAUGAGUUUGGCACCAUCCUCUAUGACUUACAGAAAACUCCAGGGAGCACAAGAGGAUAUGCUCUCUCUGCAAGGACUGCAGCACGCUUUCAACCCUGUAGUAAGACAGUGACUCCUUCCCCUGAUAAGUACCAGCCAGAUCAAAGUAAAUCCAGAGUACCUCCUCCUGGCAAAACACCUUUCAGUUCAUCUGCACCAAGGUUCGACAGCAGGACACCUUCAGCUGGAGAUGGUCCAGGCCCUGGGAUGUACACUCAAGAAACCUCCACAAACAGGAAGGUGGUAUGGCCGAUGUGCUUUGGGAGCCCAGACUGGUCCAAGCUGCCUCAGCUGGAGAAAAAGUCACUCCGGGUGAAGCUCGACAGUGAAAAGGAGUUCUUGAAGCACAGAGGCAGAGUGGCAUACCUCAGUUUGUAUUAUUGA